UAGACAGUGAUUACAGCUUCCAGCAGAUCUUUAUUACUUUUAUAUGGGCCUCAUUAAAAAUGAAAGAAGCGAGCUGAUUGUAUGGACAACUUUUCCUAUGAACAGGUUUUCUUAAAGGGGUACUCCUGUGGCCAAUGUGUUUUUUCAGUUUCUGCUUACCCUUGCAGAUUGAAGCUGAUAAAGAUCACAGCUGUGGUGUUGCUCUUGCUCCCUGACUCACAUGCAGCGGUGCCAAAAAAAUGUGCGCUCAAUUCAAAAGGAGAUACGUCUGUGAGCGUGAAACACGGAGAUGUAAUGUUGGCCGGGAUCUUUCAGCUCACGUAUACAAGUCAUUAUGUAGUAAGGAACCAGAAGGUUUAUCCCCCAGAAGAUAAUAUAUGUGAUAUCGUUCAUAUUCAAUACUUACGUCAUUUCCUUGCAUUGGAUUUUGCUAUUGAAGAAAUAAACAAAAACACAGAUAUUCUUCCCAACAUCACUCUGGGAUAUGAUAUUUAUGACACCUGCUACUUUCCUGAGCAAGCAAUGCAAGCCACAAUGAGAGCUCUGUCAGGAGGUGUAAAGCACCAUUGGAACUACAGGUGCGGUGACAAUGGUAAAAUUAUAGCAUUUAUUGGACAUCUGCUUCCUACUCCAUCAGAAGCAAUAUCACAGAUACUUAAUCUAUAUGGAUACCCACAGAUAAAUUAUGGCGAACAUUUUAACAGCAAAAUGGAUUUUCCAUUCUUGUACCGCACUGCAUAUGGGCCAAAUGCUGUGAACAAAGCUAUAGUAAAGUUACUAAAAUACUUUGGUUGGACAUGGAUUGGAAUACUUACUAAUAAUGAAGAUGAACUGCUGAAAUCCAGUGAAAAUCUUAAGGAGGAAAGUUUAAAAAAUGGAAUUUGUGUGGCAUUUAUGUUUACUAUGUCUGAAAAUAUACCUGAAAUAGACUACAAUCUUAUUAAAAAGUCAACAUCAAAAUCCGGAGCAUUUCCUCAAAGAUUGGCCUUUGCGACCACCACGUCCGGGAAACGCACACACUUAGAAAACUUGGGAGAGGCGUCCCUAGGUGUGAAUUCCACCUCUCCUCGAUUGACCACACCAGUUCAAGACUAUACCUCUACCAGUGCUUUGUUCUUUGCCUCAGCCUUUCUGGACUCGGGUUCUGCUGGAAACUUUAUCAACGCCUCCCUGGUCCACGAAUACAGUGUCCCGGUCACACGGUUCGUUCAGCCAUUGUACAUUUCUUCUAUCAACGGAGAAUGCCUAAACUAUGCGGUGCAAUUCCGCACUGAACCUCUUUUAUUGCAAGUGGGAGUAUUGCACAAGGAGAAGAUUGAGUUCUAUGUGCUUUGUCAUUGUACUUCAGAACUUCUUCUCGAACUGUUUGAUCGCCUGCAGGGUGCCAAGAUCUUCUCUAAGCUGAAUCUGCGAGGAGUGUACAACCUCAUCAGAAUAUGGGAAAGAGACAAAUGGAAGACAGCUUUUAGUACCCGUGAUGGGCACUUCAAGUACCUUGUGAUGCCAUUUGGUCUCUGUAACGCCCCGGCUGUUUUCCAAGAAUCCAUCAAUGACAUCUUCUGUGAUCUUCUCUACACACGUGUUGCAGUCUAUCUGGAUGAUAUCCUGAUUUUCUCACCCAACUUGGAGCUACAUCGUACACAUGUGCGGUAG
This is a messenger RNA of Hyla sarda, 1653 nucleotides long. RefSeq lists its product as uncharacterized. Bases 82 to 1653 code for a protein of 523 amino acids. Gene Ontology annotation, biological process: G protein-coupled receptor signaling pathway. NCBI's taxonomy places the organism in Eukaryota, Metazoa, Chordata, Amphibia, Anura, Hylidae. Gene Ontology annotation, molecular function: G protein-coupled receptor activity. Gene Ontology annotation, cellular component: membrane. The transcript is spliced from 7 exons. The record is from RefSeq and is a predicted model, not a curated record.